UGUUUCAUGAUGUUGCACUUAACUAUUCCUUUCAAUUAAGGAUCUUUGCUUUUGCUCAGUCAAAUGAAGUUGCUUUCUUUAUGAGUUUUGACGUGCUUCUUCUAGUCCUAGAAGUGUUUCCAUUGGAUUUAAUGGUGAUAAUAUGAGAAUUGUACAGAACUUAAUGGAGCCACUGAGGCAACUUGUGGGAUUGAAAGGAUGGGAUUACUGUGUUCUCUGGAAACUCAGUGAUGAUCAAAGAUUUAUUGAGUGGAUGGAUUGCUGUUGUGCUGGAAUUGAGAUGAUGAAUAAUACUAAAAGUAAUGUUAAUGGUGGAGAGGAGCUUCAAUUUCCAGUUCUUCCAUGUAGGGAUGUUAUAAUUCAGCAUCCAAGAACCAAAUCUUGCCAACUUCUUUCUCAACUUCCUUCUUCUAUUCCCCUAGACCCUGGGUUUAAUCAUGCACAGACUUUGAUAUCAAACCAUCCAAGCUGGAUAAACUUCUCUAAUAGCUCAGAUGCAGAUGUUAUGGAGGGAACAAUUUGGACUAGGGUUUUGAUACCAGUGGUGGGAGGAUUGGUUGAGCUGUUAGCAACUAAAGAAGUGCCUGAAGAUCCACAUGUGAUUGAUUUUAUCACAGCCCAGUGCAGCAUAUCAAUGGAGCAGGAAGUUGCCAUGAUCAAUACAAGCAACAUGGAUGCUAGUUUCUCAUCACCAGUUAACAAUAUGAAUGGGAUGAACAAUGAUAUUCAUUUGGAGCCACAAGUUUCAACAGCAUUAGAAAAUCUAGAUCAUCAUCAGUUUCCAUAUGAUAUCUCCUGUGAUCGAAUUCCUUUGUGCAGUAGUACUUCUAGUACUACUCCAAUGAACUUCUUGCAGCAAUUUAAUUUCACUGCUACUGCCUGUGAAAAGCAAAUGAACUCUUUCCAUUCUUCAUCACGAUGUGGAAUAGCUCAUGAAGAGAUGGAUGCACAAUAUGCAUUGAUCAGUAAAUCAGAGGUUAAUAUGCAUAUGCAGUUGAUGGAGCCAAAUUUGGCCAACGAGGAGCAGCUUCAAGGGAAUGAAAAGGACUCGAACAAACUGGAGAACGGCCGGUCGGAUUCGAUCUCAGAUUGCAGUGACCAGAUUGAUGAUGAGGAUGAUGCUAAGUAUAGGAGGGGAACAGGGAAGGGACCUCAAUCUAAAAACCUUGAAGCUGAGAGGAAAAGAAGGAAAAAGCUCAAUGAUAGGCUUUAUGCUCUUCGAGCUUUGGUUCCCAAAAUUUCAAAAUUGGAUAGAGCUUCGAUUCUUGGGGACGCUAUCGAAUUUGUGGAGGAGUUGAAGAAGCAAGAAAAAGAGCUUCAAGAUGAGCUGGAGAAGCAUUCAGAUGAUGAAGGCGGCAAGAACAAUAAUGCAACCAUGAACGAGAACCACAACAUACUGAAGCCCGAGAUUUUCAGUCAAAAUGGAACGAUUCUUGGGGCUAAAACUGAACAUGAUAAAGCUUCAAAUAGAUUUCAUGGGGGCGCAAAUGCUUCAGAUAAUGGCAGAACUCUUCCCAAACUGAAGAAUCAGGACAUAGAAAUCACUAGUGACAAGGCACAACAAAUGGAGGUGCAAGUUGAGGUGGCACAAUUAGAUGGGAAUAAGUUUUUUGUUAAGGUGUUCUGCGAACAUAAGCCCGGUGGAUUUGUGAGAUUAAUGGAAGCUUUGAAUUCUUUGGGACUGGAAGUAAAAGAUGCCAACAUAACGAGCUUUAGGGGACUUGUUUCAAAUCUGUUCAAAGUAGAGAAAAGAGACAGCGAGACGGUUCAAGCUGAUCAUGUGAGGGACUCGUUGCUGGAGCUAACGAGAAACCCAUCUAGAGUAUGGCCUCAUGAGAUGGCAAAAGCUUCAGAAAGCAUCAAUGGAAUGUUUAACAAUCAUCAUCAACAAGAACACCACCUUCACAAUCACCAUAUGAAUUCCCACCACCAGCAGCUCCACCACCUUCAUAACUAAGUAUUAUGCAUAAUUUCUUAGAGAUUGACCCUAUAAAGAGGACACUUCUUAGACCUUAGUUUUAAUCAGUUUCCAUUAUGUAUGAUUGCCAAUAAGGACCCUUCAAUACAGUAACUUAGUGCUAGUAAUGCUUAUACAUAUAUGUGAUAGAAUACAUAUACAGUAACUCAAUAAACUCAACAGUUCACACUUACAUCUGAAGUGUAUGAAACAUUCAACAAAAUUCAUCACAG
Mangifera indica (mango) is the source of this 2190-nucleotide messenger RNA. RefSeq names its product transcription factor ABORTED MICROSPORES-like. Gene Ontology annotation, cellular component: nucleus. Gene Ontology annotation, biological process: regulation of DNA-templated transcription. The coding region runs from base 143 to 1957 and encodes 604 amino acids. The transcript has 8 exons. The record is from RefSeq and is a predicted model, not a curated record. Gene Ontology annotation, molecular function: protein dimerization activity; DNA-binding transcription factor activity; sequence-specific DNA binding. NCBI's taxonomy places the organism in Eukaryota, Viridiplantae, Streptophyta, Magnoliopsida, Sapindales, Anacardiaceae.